Messenger RNA from Pundamilia nyererei, 3543 nucleotides. RefSeq names its product NFKB repressing factor (gene nkrf). The transcript is spliced from 3 exons. Gene Ontology annotation, molecular function: nucleic acid binding. NCBI's taxonomy places the organism in Eukaryota, Metazoa, Chordata, Actinopteri, Cichliformes, Cichlidae. Bases 434 to 2839 code for a protein of 801 amino acids. The record is from RefSeq and is a predicted model, not a curated record. Gene Ontology annotation, cellular component: nucleolus; nucleoplasm.
AACGCAAUGCAUUCUGGGGCAGUGCGGUGACAGACGCCAUGAUUUUGCUGUAGCUGGACCAGAAAAUGGAUGCUUCCUGCUAGCUGAAUGGGUAGCUGUAGCUGCAAGCUGGUUUUUUGUAACAUUUUCAACUACAGUUUUUCAGGAAAGAGUUAGUAAGAGAACAGACCUACCAGACGGUUUCUUCUUUGGUCUGUUUUGAUCCUUUAACUGUUAUCAAAGAGUGUGAUCAAGUUUUUGAUGCGGGGCUGGGUUAGCUGGAAGCUACAGAAUCAGUUAGCGGGCUAAUGCUAGCACGAUAAUAAUAAUUGCCGGUUGAUCGUAAGCAUAAAUGCGCUGUUUCCAGUUCAGUUAAAAGACAAGUGUACAUGUAGAUGGGAUCAAAGGCUACACCUUAAGGUAUGGCCUGGAUUUGACUUGGACGGUGCUGGUUAUGGCAGAAGGGACGGACACUGGCGAGAUGCCCUCCUUUGAGCCAAGUCCCAGUUCUGAAGCAAAAAAGAGACAUAUUUCUUCUGAUGGCAGAGAGGAGCCCAUGAGAAAAAUGCCUUUGACAAAAUUUGGUUCCAGACCUCGAUUUGAGCCUGUGCACUUCGUAAGCGGCGGGAGCAGUGGAGGAACCUACACUGAUGAGAAGGAGAACGAUAAGGAGCGCAGGAGGAGCGAGCUGUACAGUCCGAGGGACUCUGAACACUUUUUGUACAAUAGCAGCAGCAGAGCACAGGGAUCCUCCUCAAUGAGGCCCGCUUUUGACAGAGUGCCAGCAUACACAUCUGACUCCUGGGGUUCCCACAGGGACAGAGAAAGAGACAGAGACAUUUCUUCAGGUAGUGGGUUGGGUUAUGGAAGUCGUGGGUCGUCGUCAAACUUCUUGGCAAAAACACAGCAGGAGUACACAGCAAAAUAUGAAGCCCAAAACUUUCGGAGUUCAGACUCUUACUCUCAGCCGCCCAGGUACAAUGGGUACGGGGGAGGGGGGCGAUCAGGAGGCUGGGAUUCGGGACGUCAGGGUUUGGGCUACAGCCAUCAAGACAGGCCGUCAUCGAGCAGGCUGUUCAGCAGAGUCUACAAUAGCCCGGGGAGGAGCAGUCCUAAUGUUUCUCAGUCGGGCUCUUCAUUGCAGCCUCUUCCAAUAUCUCAGCCAACAUUAGAUGAGAAGCAAAGGCUGAUUGCCAAUGUAGCAUCUGCACUGGCUGUUGCUUUUAGGGACCCUAUGUACAUGACUGGAAGUGACUCACCAAACUAUAAUUUCAUGUUGAGCCGUAGCAUCCAGGCCUGCAAAACCAACCCUGAGUAUAUUUAUGUGAGCCUGAAGGAUAUUCCUCAGGCUGAUCUACCAAAGAACAAGAAAGUACCGACAGACGGCUACGCCUGUGAACUGAGAUGCCAGGGUGUGUAUCUCGCUACUGGAUACUCCGGAAGUAAAAAUGGGGCAAGAGACAGAGCCUCUGAGCAGGCUGUAAAACUUUUCCUGAAACCAGUCGAGGUUCGUGUCGUGCAGCGUAAAUUCAGACACACUGUAGUUAAUGACAUGGUUGUGUGCCAGCUACACAGCCCAACACCAGCAUUUUUGCCUGCACUCCGCAACCCGGAAGAUAAGCCGACACCUAGCUCCAAGGGCCAGUACGAGCCUGACAAGCAUAAGCACUGGACAGAGUUUGUGGUGUUGGACAAUGCUCACGACGCUAUCUGCAUACUGAACAACUCUGCAGCUUUUAAUCGCAUGACGAUAGACUAUAAAUUUGAUCUGCUGCCCAACAGCAGUAAAUGGCUGUGCAGCGUUUUCCUGCAGGGCGAGCUGGUGGCACAGGCGAUGGGCACCAAAAAGAGCUCUAAGCACGCAGCAGCGCAGGAGGCGGUCAGAAAACUUCGCCUGAACCAAGCGCAACGGCAGCAGCAGCAGCAGAUGCAGCAGCAGAUGCAGCAUCAGAUGCAGCAUCAGAUGCAGCAGCAGCAGGUGCAGCAGCAGAUGCAGCAGCAACGUCAACCGCAGUCUCAGUACUCCAGAGGAAAUAUUCAGUCAGAUUUUGGUGGACGAUUCGGGCAACAAGGUGGCAAAAAGAAGCUGAGCGAGCUGGUUAUCCUGGAAAACUCUGACAAUGCAAUCUGCAUUAUUAAUGAUACCGCUCAGUUUAAUAAAGUGACUGCUGACUACAAGUUUACAGUUCUGCCCGAUCAUCGCUGGAAGUGUGAAGUUUACUUAGAAGGACAGUAUGUCGCAGCAGGAAUUGGGCCAAAGAAAAUAGUGAAGCACAUUGCAGCGAUGGAGGCUUUAGUCACACUGAGACAGACGCAGGCUGUGGUCAAAUCCAACUUAAGAAAGGAGGGUUACAGCGACGCCAUAUCACGUUCUCAGAUCAUGGGUCGCUCAGGCGAAGAGGCCACGAGGCAGGAGAUAAAGGAAGACAACAUUGGAAACCAGCUGCUCCGGAAGAUGGGCUGGAAAGGAGGCGGUCUGGGCCGCGACGGGGAUGGAAUUGCAGAGCCAAUCAGAGUGAAGGAACAGUUCUCGAGAGAGGGUUUGGGUAUGGACACGGAUAAAACCGCAAAUCAGCUCAGCAAGCGCGACAUCGAGGACAUCAUUCGGAGCUACGCCAGUUCAGACCGCCAGGACGAUCUCCGCUUCUCCACUGACCUCACCAAUGACGAACGCAAACAGAUCCACCAGAUAUCCCAGAAAUACGGGCUGCGAAGCAAGUCGUACGGACAGGGAUGGCAACGCUUCCUCGUCGUCAGCCGCAAAGUACACAAAGACCAGCUCAUUGGUCAACUUCUACAGGAAGGACAGGUGGGCCGAUAUGAGCUUGUGAAACCUCAGACCUCACACGAAUUUGCAUGAUAGGAAAAAUCGUAUAUUUUUUUUUUUUUUUAAAGGACGCAUUCAUCGUCUUGGACUUGAAGGCAAACUGCACUCAAGCGUACCUGCUGUGUUUGUACUAUGUUACAAAUUUCCAGCACAUGUUAAUAAAUGAGAAUCUUUCAGGUAUCUCUGGUGGUUUCAGCAUUCCUUUGCCAUGAACUGUAUUUUAGCUCUAACAGGGGCUGUAGGAUUUGUCUCUCCUGCUUUUCCACAUGAGCUUGUGGUCAGUGCAUUGUGGUAUCAUCUCCUAAUGACGCUCCUGUUCUUUCCAGUUUAAAAAAAACACAUUUAGGCUUUUGUCACCUUUUGUUUUGUUCUGUGACUAUUUAAGAAACCUGGCAGAAUAUGCAGCUUUUCUCACUGCUUGUUUGUGAACAUUGGUAGACAGUUAACUCAUCAAAGACAAGGAUUAUAACGGCAUUAACAUCAAACUGUAGCUAGGUGCUCAUACCAGUCCCACUGUAGUAAUAAGGCAUCUAUUCAGCAAUACCUGCAAUGUUGUUUGCUAUUUCAGAACAUGGAGAUCAUUUUACAAGUACAAGAGCUGCAUCCAUGAGCAGAAAAUCUUCACAUUGUAAGCUGUGAUCUUUGUUAAUGUCAGAUGUGUUGGUUUAUGUGAGUACAGUCAACGUGUCUGCUUGUUUUCACAGCUGUAAUGACUGAAUAAAUUAAAACUGAGAAUC